AUGCCUAAUAUAGUACUACUUAGUAAAUAUCCUCUUUCUAUGGCAGCAAGACGAUUUUUAACCAAAAUUAAAGUUUUUAAUAAGCCUUCUCGUUCAUUUUCAUUAUCAUCGUCGACUUUAGCUGAUGACGUUGUUCCCCCCAAAUUUCACAUUGAUUUACCCGGUGUAGAAAAUUAUGGUUUUGAAGGUGAAUCAUCAUUUAUGAGAUGUAAACAUGGAGCUGUUGCUGCUGAUUCCGAAGAAGCCUCAAAAGUUGGCCGACGAAUUUUAAAUUUAGGUGGUUCUGCAGUUGAUGCUGCUAUUGCAGUUCUUCUCUGUGUUGGCGUACAUAAUUGCCAUUCGACCGGAAUUGGUGGUGGAUUUCUCAUGAAUAUCUAUGAUCCUCAACGUAAAGAAGGUAUAGCUAUCGAUGCACGUGAAGCAGCACCAUCAGAAGCUCAUCAAAAAAUGUUUAUAGACGGAAAUCCACCCCCGUCAUCUACUCAUGGCGGUUUAGCUAUUGGUAUUCCCGGUGAAAUAGCUGGCUUUUGGAAAGCUCAUCAACUUUACGGCAAAUUACCAUGGUCAAUUUUGUUUAAACCUGCAAUCGAGAUGUGUAAUGAAGGCUUUGAAAUACGGAAAGCAUUGGCUUUUACAAUACUUAAAUGUAGAGAUAAAUUAUGGGAACAAAAAGCAUUUAGACGAGUAUUUUUCAAAGGUGAUUCGGAUCAUGUUUAUGGUUUAGGUGAUACUAUUUAUCGGCCACGUCUUGGCAAAACACUUACAAUGGUUGCUGAACAUGGACCAAGUGUUUUUUAUGACGGUGAAUUAUCAGAUCUAAUUUGUGCAGAAGUACAAGAACAAGGAGGAAUUAUUAAUCGACAUGACUUAAGAACUUAUGAAGCUCGAGUAAAACCAGCUGUUAAAACUACAUUAGGCGACAAUUAUACUGCUUAUGGUGUUCCACCACCAGCUAGUUCAGCUAUAACUCUUCUUAUUCUUAAAGUAAUGGAUGGUUAUGGUUUAACGCCACACUCGUUAGAUAGUGAUGAAAAACAAGUGAGAUUUUAUCAUAUUCUUAAUGAAUCAUUCAAAUUCGCAUAUGGAAAACGAUCUGCUAUGGGAGAUGAAUAUGAUUCGCAAACUGAAAAGAAUAAAGGCAUUGAACAGUUACUAAGUCUUAUUCUAUCUCCUGAAUAUGCAGAGGAAAUUCGAGAACGAAUCAAUGAACACAAAACACAACCUCUCGCGUACUAUGAACCUAUGUUUGAACCGCAAACCGAUCAUGGAACUAGUCAUUGUUCUAUUAUUGAUUCUGAUGGUAAUGCAGUUGCCGUUACAAGUACCAUAAAUACUGAUUUUGGUGCUUUCGUUUAUGGGCGUAAUACAGGAAUUAUUUAUAACAAUCAAAUGGACGAUUUCUCACAACCCGGUUUAUCUAACUACUAUGGUUAUGCUCCAAGUCCUGCUAAUUUUAUACAGCCUUUUAAACGUCCAAUGUCAUCGAUGAGUCCAAUUGUUGUUACGGAUUCAAAUGGUGAAGUUAUAUUUAUUGCCGGUGGUUCAGGUGGUAGUCGAAUUAUAUCAUCUGUUGCUCAAGUAGCUAUCUAUAAUUUAUGGCUUGGUAAAAGUAUUCGUGAUGCUGUGGAUAUGCCUCGUUUACAUCAACAACUUAUUCCAAUGGAAAUUGAAUUAGAAAAACGUUUUCCUGUGAAUGUCGUACACGGUCUUUUAGCGAGAGGUCAUACAAUAUCAAGUUUUCGUGGUGGAUGUGUUGUUCAAGCCAUCGAACGUCGACAUGCCGAUGAAUUAUGGGCUGUUAGUGACGCAAGAAAAGGUGGUGCACCAGAUGGUCUAGGUUAUAAACAUAUAACAAAGACCUUUCAAAACUGGUUCCGUCGAACAUUUCAACGAAGUAAAGAACAAAAAUUUUUAGAAGAAGAAGUUGAAAAGGCACGGUUAUUAUCUCCAAAGUAA
Rotaria socialis is the source of this 1956-nucleotide messenger RNA. The record is from the annotation of a GenBank genome assembly. NCBI's taxonomy places the organism in Eukaryota, Metazoa, Rotifera, Eurotatoria, Philodinida, Philodinidae.